Spirodela intermedia is the source of this 14028-nucleotide messenger RNA. The record is from the annotation of a GenBank genome assembly. Lineage: Eukaryota; Viridiplantae; Streptophyta; Magnoliopsida; Alismatales; Araceae.
AUGGACGAUAAUGAGAGCUGCAGCAGCAGAGCGGUGGAUUCGUCGCUGACGCACACUAGGCAGCAGCGCCAGAAGCUCGAUGUCUACAACGAGGUGCUCCGCCGCCUCAAGGACAGCGAGGACGCGGGGCUCCCCGGCUUCGAUGACGAGCUCUGGGCUCACUUCAACCGCCUUCCUGUCCGGUAAUUAUCGCCAUCCUGAGCCAUUCUUGCCCCGCCCCCUCUUCCUUCUCUUGUUACCUUUGCAUCGCUUCUCUUUCAGAUGGGAUAGUUGGCGUUUAUAUUUCAUACCAUCCUUCUCGCUUCGCUCUGUUGAAAAACCUUGAUUCCCCUUGACUCAGCUACGAUCCUGCACUUCAUGUUGGCGAUCAAAGCAUUGCUUCAUGACUAUCCUUCUUGGAGAUCCGCUUUCUACGUCGUUAUAGAAUACGAAGAAAUUCAUUAUCGUAGGGUUUCCUAUCGAUUUGAGGGAUAUGAUUUGCUGGAGCGUGCCAAGUAUACUACGGUUAACGGUGGAAUUUUUCUGGAACGUAGAUUAACGUUAUCUGCGAGCUGUGAACGCAGGUAUGCACUGGAUGUGAAUGUAGAAAGGGCUCAAGACGUUUUGAUGCACAAAAGAUUGCUGCAGUUGGCGAUGGAGUCAUCUAAUAUGCCUGCAUUUGAUGUACGCAUUGUUCAGGUGAAAUACGCUCAACCGAAAAUUGAUAGUCUACCGUUUUCGUCAUCUGACUCACUUGUUGCGUCCUAUGGGGGCGGUAGACGCCUAAAGGGACUGGUUAUCAGUUAGCUAUCGGGCCUGAAGAUAUCCUUCGUCGCUCGGUAUGCUGUGUUUUCAGUGGAAGCUGUCCCUUUGGACAUAGGAUAGGAGGUUUCGCGAUGGACCGAUUUCCCUCUAGGAAAUAUCGUUCGAUCGUGACGUGCAGAAGUUCGUCUCCAUUUUCAAUAAUUAUUCCAUGAUUAAUACUCUACUAAGAUCCACGGGAAAAUAGUACUACAUUUAAGGUUAUUGAGAAAAACUAUUCUGGAACGAGAACGUGAUUAUAUUCAAACAGUAGACAGUUUUAUGUACUUUGGGGCACACCUUCAGAUAAACUUACUCGGAACAGCUAGGAAUCUAUUUGCAACGCCUGUCGUUCCAUUCUAUCGACUGUAAAAUAUCCUUGCCUUUUCGACAAGCCUUUUUCUCCGAGCCCUUUUCAUUACAAAGUGCAACUUCCAGCUUUUGUUAACUCCUGCCAUAGUUUUCCUCAACAUUAGAUUCAUUUGUUCAACUCGUUUGGAACUAGUGAAUAAUACUGUCUGCUUAACACUUAGCCAUGAAAACUGUUAUCAAACGACAUUGGUGUGGAAAACAUAUUUUCAAUUAGAUUUAAGUUUCAACCACUUAAACUUGUCAUUGAACCGUAUGAUUAUUCUAUUAGCCAUGGUUAUGGCUCAUAGAAUGUUUUAUUGGUCAUCCCCAAUCCAAUAAUUAUGAUAAUCGAUGACACUAUGUGUUCCUUAGAUAAUAGAAAUGUUUACUUCAUUUAUUCUCGAUGCACGAAUAGAAAAUUGAUUGAGGGAAUGCCUCUUGGCGACUAUUUUAUCAUGCGAAUUGACCAUGUUGAAGAAUUCUAUGCAAUGAUACUUGCAUGUAAAACUGUAAGCUUAGUAUGAUGAAGGGUAAAGGAGAACAGAAAGUCAAUUCGUCAAGACACGCAGUAUAUGCAGGAAUGUAGGGGUUUAAAAGAUCGCAUGCUCCAGACAUCUGAAUAAUAUCUUCCGCGAGAAAUGGAGUUGAGGAAAAGGAGAUGGAUUGGGCAUACUAAACUUCCACAAAAAUGCUCCAUUCGUCCUUCUAAGUUUUGAAAUUCUCAAGUCUUUUCUCUAUGUUCGAAGAAAAGUUGUAAUCCUUAUAGAGACCCUCCUGUUUCACACCUUUUUCUCCAACCAGAGUCCUUUCUUCUGAGACUCGAUGAAAUGCUUUAUUAGCUUAGGUAAGCGAAUAAGUGAUCUCUCAUAUGUUGUCGUCUUACAUAAAUGGCCAUGCCUACCUCAGUUGACUUCCACCAGAUAUCAAUGUUUUGACAGCCACUCGUUGAGGGUAAAUGGUUGAAAGUUAGGUAAAAGGCGAGGCCUUACCAUACGUAGAGAUUGUCCCGUUUUUGGAGUUGUUAUUAGACCUUUUCUAUCUGGACUGGGUAAGAAUAAAUUGAGAUACGGAGUGGUAGCCCGUCAUAGAUCUCUUGAGGCGUUAGUAUCUCAGUAACACAGCAUAUGAAGUACAGUGUCCAGCUCAUUCUGAGAAACAUCCGCUCAAUGUGCUUUGCAUAGAAUUAAAACAGCUGCUUCAUGUCAUAGUAUACUUUGGGCAUUGUGGAUCACAAUAUUUUUAAAUUAUUUGAAAAAGUCAUGAAUCAGGUUAUAUUCUCUUAGCAAUAUUGAAAGGUCUUUUCCGAUUUUCAUUUCGAAAAAAGCAACUUGGAAAGCCUAAGUUCAUUGAAACUAGCGUCCAACUGUUUGUGUGCUCUGGAAGUAGCGGCUUUUGCUUUUGUUCUUGCUUAUUUCAUUCUUGAAUAUUUCUCAGCUUCAUGCAUGUUGGGUGAUGAUUUUUCCGUCAAUAUGUACAGAUUCGACAUAUUAUGACAUUCUCCUUAUCCCUAUAGGUUCCUUCCGCUCAUGAUUCAUUUGGUUCUGACUUGCACGGGGAAGAUGAGGCACAGAGUUCCUAUACUAACUUUCGUAAGAGAAGGUUAUUCGCCUUUAUCAUAACUAUGUCUUCAAUUCGACCAUUGUAUUUUUAUGCUCUAUUUAUCUAUUACUUUCAUGUUUUGAUAAAUUUGAAUAUGAUAAUUUAAUUAUUCUUCAGCAUUCAUCCUCCGCCUGCAUUUGGGUCCUCACCUAAUCUGGAGGCACUUGCUCUCGAAGCUAGUAGAGACAAAGAGCACGUUGAAGAUGACGAUUCUGUUACAUAUACGCAGCUACCCAGGUCCUUUUUUGUCUGUUUUUUUGAUAGAAGCCUUAGUCAUAAGUUUGAUCUACAAUUUAAUUCUUCUUCUAUAGAGUUGCUGUCCGGUGUGAUUCCCUUUAAACCGUUCCUUGCUUCCUUCUCAAAGAUUCUUUUUGUUCAUUCGUAGGUUGGACGUUGUUGACUUUAAUAACAAUAUUUGUCUUUUAAGUUGGAGUCAAAUUCACCUAUUCUUGUUUUCUCUUUAAUUAGCGUUUGCCAUAUUUAAUUGACUCCUUGAUGAGUCAGAUAAAAGAGCAUUUCAAUCUAUUUUCUCUUUUGAUAUUUACCAGAAAGGUUAAAUAGAUAUUAGAUUCACCUGCAUCCACCUUCGGCUUUGAUCCAAUGGUGGCAUAAAAUAUUUAAUGUACAGAAAUGAUAAUUUUUUAAAUAUUGAUUACGAUAAUAAUUAGAAUAUUUGUUCGUUGAUCAGAUGCCAAAAAGCUGGGAUAUGUACAAGAUUGUGAUUCAGUUGAUCUCACGUAGGUGUGAGAAAGUUGGGAACCUAGGCAUGCCCUAUAUUACAUGACUUUGUCGACAUUUUUUAAGGCACUGUUCUAGUGAAAAGUGGGUAAGAUGCCUAAAGAUCGGGGCUACCUAGACUAGUGGCAUGAAAGGUUGCAAUGGUGUCAGGAUUUCUGCAAAUUCUGAAAACCCUAGUGCAGCCAUUGGUUUAUGCAUUGGAUCACGUUGUAAACGAGUGUCAUAUGUUGUGUUAUGAUAAAUGCCGUACACAUCACAUGAGGAUUCAAUGCACAUAACACAAUGGGAGUAGUUGAACUAUGAUUCACUGUGGGGGAAAUGGCGUCAAUUCCCAUUUUUAUCAACCUUGUGGCCAAAACGGAUGUGCAAACACAGUUUCCGUUAUGCACAUCACACACUGGCAAAGCAAUAGGUGAAAGUUGUUCGAAGUGGGUGCACAAGGCAUCUCUCCUGUCCGACUAAGUGAAAGGUGGUGGAGCAUUGUCCUGAUUGCCUACAAAGCCUUAACCUCCGCGUAAGCUUGAGUCCAACUUGGCACCGUGCAAAAGCGAUAUUCAGCAUUAGUGCCCAAGAUUGUGGAAGGAAAAUGAUCUCGAUGAGUGUCACAAGUGGGAAAUCACUUUCAAUAGAAAUCUCCUUUAAUAGUAUUAUUUACAACAAUAAUCUUACAAACUUCAAAUAUAUCUGAAAUCUAAGCAAAUAUCAAAUGCACCAAAUUGUCCUAAGACUGGUUCCCACUUGUUCUGUCAAUGAUUAGAAGUUCUUCAUAGGAAAAGUAACUUGAAAGGACAUCAAUGCUAAAUUGAUAAAUUACAGCAGAUAAUGUGCCGCAUGCUCUGUUUUUAUCAUCAAAUUUUGAUCAGAGUAAUUAUCCAAAUUUUAUGCGCUACAUUAGUUUACCACUUAUUCUACGAUAGAAAAUCUGUGAGGUAAUCGUUCUAGAAGGUGUAUCCGCUUUCUUCUUCUAAGAUUCAUUUUUAGUUCCCAGAAGCUUAGGAACUUCUGUCUGGUCAUAACUAAAUGACUUUGGUUCGGAUCAGUGUUGUUUUGUCCAUGAGAAUCUCUUUUUGAGAUUUCUAUAUCCAAAUUUAUUUUUAAAGGCAUGUCACUGGAUGCUGUUUCAGGUUUACAAUAGCCCUUUAGCAUUGUUGGACGUGUAAUGACAACAGUUUUGUGAAAUAUUUGCCUAUAACAUGCUUCCUCUUAUUUCUAUAUUUUUUUUUAAGUACACGCAAAGCAUCAUGAUAUUUUCUUCUCAAUGAUUGAUUCUUUCUGCCAUAUAAUGAUGGUGCAGGCCGUUACACGAAAUUGCCUUUUCAGCAGAUGACAAACCCAAGCUUCUCAAUCAGGUAAUCUCUGUUUGUCCCUUUUACUGUCUUAGUUUUCGCGGUGCCACCCAGACAUGAUCCAAUAUGAAGUGUAAAAAGUGGUAGGAUAGUCCUUUGUCAGAUUUUGAUAUAGACUUCGUUCUCUUUUUCUCUUUAGUGCAAAUACAUUCUGUGAAUUAGUUUUAUAUUUAUAAUUAUAAUAUAAUAUUGCUUUAUUGAGUGAUCAUUAAUGAUUAAUUGGAUACCAAUAAAAUCAUUCAGCUUAUCGGUACGGUCAUUAGUUUUGGCCUUUGUAGAUGCUUAUUGAACAUUGGUGAGCAUGACUUAUCUUGUCUUCCUACUUCAAAGAAGUAGGAAGACAUUAGUCUCCAUGGUGAAUCUGUUAUCGAAUAUGAUAUUUAAUCCAAUUUAAAACCGGACCAUCUUCAUCUCAGAUGGUUUACUUUAUUGCCUUUGAUUUAUGAUGAAUUUAUUUCUCCGAUCCCUGUUUUUUGACUUUUGAACUAAUUAUGGGAAGAAGUGUGUAGAAUCUUUGUAGUGCUUCAUAUAAUGUAUAAUGCAUUUUAAAUGUGUCCGUAAACUAUGAAAGUUCUGUGUUCAGUUGACGUGUCUGCUGUCUGAACUUGGUCUAAACAUUCAAGAAGCUCAUGCCUUCUCGACAAAUGAUGGCUAUUCAUUGGAUGUGUUUCUUGUCGAUGGCUGGCCAUAUGAGGUAAUCCCGCCUCUUUUUUUCUUUUAUCCGUGACUUCAUUAAAUUAUUUGAUUGAUAUUUUACUUUUUCGCUGAUUUUUUAGGUGCGUUUUAAUUUCUUCAUUUAUCAAUGAGUUUAAAUUUAAAUCAUGCAACAAUUUUGACUCGAAUCCUUAAUAACUUGCAAGUCAAAUAUUUCAGGAAACCGAGAUGCUUAGACACGCAAUAGCAAAAGAAAUUCAAAAGAUUGAGGUAAUUACUUUAGUUCUUAUCUCUUAUCUGGUGUAUGCUUCUGUUUUGGGUAACUUCAUUGAUAAUAUGAUCAUACAGAACGAUUUUUCUGUGCUGAUUUUUUUCAUUUUUUAUAAGUGCGUUCAUUUUCAUUUAAUUUAUGGGUGUUUGCUAUUCUUGUGCAUUCAUUUAUGUUUAGUGUAUUUAUAGUUAAGUUGGUUGCCAAGAUUCCCCAGAUUUGACUAGUAUUUUUUUUUCUCUCUCGAGGAGGUUAAUCUAGGUUACAGUCAAUAAAUGAAUAUAAUGGUUAGGAGAUCAAGACAAGGAUUCCAAGAACUUGUUUCGAUUUCCAAGGGUUUUUUCAAUAGCAUCAUUGGAUUAGCUUAGAUAUUUUUGUGUUGUUUGUCUAGCAGAAGUUUUUAGCUAUUGAGGAAACAUACUCUGUAGGUUUGCAGUAGAGACUAUAUAUCUCUCGAGAAGCUUGGGUUUAUAACGUGUGAAGGGGGUUGCAAGUUGAGGGGUCGACGUUGAAAUGGAUUUUAGGCAAUUAAUCUGGUUGCAUUCUAUUUUGAGGUGUAUCUUUCGACAAUUAAUCUUUAGUGGGGUAAUUUGUAAAUCCCUGUUGUCUGUUAUCAUUCAUGUACUCGUCAGCAUUUAAUGUUCUGACCUGAAAUGAUCUUAGCGUGCAAAUUUUUCAUUUCUUAAGCUUUGAUGAAGAUAGUAUUCUAUUCUUUAUCAUUUCGGUCAUUCAUUUAUGCCCUUAUUCAUGUGGAGGACCUCAACCUUCUUGGGUAACAAUUUCUUCAACUCAGAUUUAACUUUAGGUCAUUGUUUAAUGACAUCUGGUGCAUGUGAUCUUGUAAAUCAUGAGUUAUACCUGCAUAUCUUCGUGGAAAACUAAUGAUUCAUGCAUUCUGUUGUGAAUAAUGUGAUGUGACAUUACAGAACCAAUUACCACCAAGGCCUCUUUCGUCAUCUCCUAUAGCUGAUCAUGGACAAAUUGGCAAUGAAGCGACAAUUGAUUAUCUCCAAAUACCUACCGAUGGGACUGAUGUAUGGGAGAUUGAUGUCAGGCGCCUUAAUUUUGAAAACAAAGUAGCAUCUGGAUCAUAUUGUGACCUGUAAGUAUUCCAAAUUAGUGUGGAUUUUAUGUUGAAAUGGGUUGAUUAUUUCGCUGAAAUGAUGAAAGUCCUUUUCAGUUAUAGAGGGACAUACUGUAGUCAGGAUGUAGCGAUAAAAGUACUGAAGCCUGAGCGUUUAAAUGUGGAAAUGCAGCGGGAGUUUGCUCAAGAAGUUUAUAUUAUGAGGUUUGAAUGAAUAAAUAUAUGUUUUUUUCUCUGUGUGAUAUUUAUGGCUCAUUGUAUAAUGUUAUGCGAUAUUCUUCUGUGUGAUUUGAAUGGUACCAUUGACUUUUUAAUUGCCUUACAGAAGUCAGUAGUCUCAUAUUUUCCUAAGAUGGCUACAUGUGGAUGAAGUUGAUUUUGCUUUCGAACUUAAAAAUGAUAUCUUUUGGUUAGAUCAUUGUCACUGAGCAAUGGGUUAUUUGAAGGACGCUCAUUGGAAGAGAGAUUUGGGAAACUGACAGAAUAAUGUCUGUGAAACAUGUGGGAGAUGAGAGUUUCGAAAUAUAAUUGGAUUUUUUUUGAGGAACGGGAAAAUCUGUGCAUAUUUUGCUCUCGUUGCGUCACUGGAGCAACAGCUCUUCUUUGCAUUCUCCAUAAUUUUUGAACAUUUAUCUUCGCAUUAUGUGAAGAUAAGCUGACAGAAGAAAAAAAAUAGAAUGUGCUUCACAUGUUAAAAUCAUGCGUUUUGAAAUGCAAACUUGAAGAAAAACAACCUGGAAGAUCUCCUUGCUUACCAACUGCAUGUUACUGUCAUGUAAAUACGAAACCAUCUUAUAAGGUCGUGUCUCACCUUAUCUCAUAAUAUGGAGUCGAAUCCUGGUAAUCAAAAGUUGUUCAAACCGUGAAUUUCGCCAAGAGUCAGCAGAUUCUUGUUGAUUCUUAUCCAAUUUCUGCCAGUAGACUUUAAACACAUGCUUUCCCCUGGCCGGUUCUUUCAAUCUAGUUUUGCUGAGUUAGUAUUUCUCCUAUGAGUCGAAUCUUCCUGUCAAGAUUCUGAUUCUUGUUGCAUAUUUCUCCUAUGAUCCUAUGAGUCGAACCCUAAACAUUUCGAGUCGGCUAAAGUUGUUAUCCGUAUAACCAGAGCGUAGGUAGUCUCUCCACAAAAAGUGUUUCCGUCUGUAGUCAACUGAAUCUCAUAUUUUCGGUCUCUUAUUUGCAAUUAUACAGACUUGACUGAAUUAGACUCAAGUCACGAUUCAUAUCUUUCCUCUUAUUCAUGGCAAGCAAGAAGGCUGUACCACAGAAUCCCAAGUGUUAUUGGAAAUCAAGAAAGUAUCAUGUAUAGUUUUAUCGAUCUUUGUGAUCACAAUUGCUCGUCACAACUUUUUUCAUUUUCUUUGGGUUCCAUGGUGGAAAUUUAAUUUUCCAGUUAUGACUUGAGAUUUCCCUAUUGAAUUAUGACAAUCUUUGUCACCAUGUAUUCAUGGACCUGAUUAUGUAACAUUUAAAACCUGUGGUUCGUAAAACUGUUAUCAUCUACUAAUUUUAAUGCUUGUUACGAAACUGGUGGUUUAUUGGCAAGACAAUACAAUAUUGAUUUAUCCCUUGUUGCAUUUUCCAAUUUUUCCAUAGCUCACUGUGCAGUUACGAUUUUUUUAUGCCUUGCUUGAGAAACCGAUAUAUUCCGGUUAAAUUAUGCCUUCAAGAAUGAAAAGAUGAAAUUUUAAAAAGUGAAAACUCGAAAUUCUAUUAUGACGCUGAAAAACAUGUCCCCAGUAAGAUGUUCGACUUUACUUGAAUGGCUCUUCUUCCAAGGACAGACGGAUUGAUAACCCCGAGAUCUACAAGUUUAUUGAACUGUUAUCACAAUUUGAAACAAAGGAGACGACAUAGAGGCUGGAGAAGAAUCAACCGAUUAAUUCUGAAAGAAAAAAAUCGUUGAAGGUAUUUUGUUGACCUCAUUGCUGCACAAUGAUUCCAGGAGGCUACUCUUUGGUGUUCAUUAUAUUCAUUGUAUAAAUUUAUGAUUGAGGGGAGUGAUUCAAUGAAUGGAUAUUAGAGUCCCUUGUCGGUCUUAGGCUGAUGUUGAAUUUAUGAUCACAAUUCUCGAUUAGACUGAACAAUGAAGGCUAUCGAUAAUUUAGUAACUUAGAGUUUGGAGGAAAAGGUUGCAAAUAAUGAGAAUAAAUACAAUGGGUAUGUGAGAACUGUUGAAAAUGGAUAAACGACCUCUGUCACAGAGGACAGAGGGGAGAACGGUGGAAACUGCCUCGAGAUUCAUUCAUCUCUAACCUCCACUAUAUAGGGAGGAACCUUACACAAUUUCUGCAAAACACCCUCAGUUUUUCACAGAAUUGUCUAACGACCUCAGAAUUCUAACGACCUAGAAUUUUCACAAUAUCAUAAGACUGUUGGAACCUGUUUAUGACAGCUAUUAUCUGUCCUAAUUAGAAACAAGUCAGAUUAGAUAGUAGAGAACAUGUCUAAUACCAUAUACCAGAAUUGUCUUACAAAUCCAACUUAUUGCUUUGUGUAUAUGGUAUUACACAUGUUCUCUACUAUCUAAUCUGACUUGUUUCUGAUCAGGAACAUGUCUAUAAUAGCUGUCACAAACAGGUUCCAACAGUCUUAUGAUAUUGUGACCGAAAUUUCGUUUCGGAGUGAAUGGAAUGCUAGAAAAUGUUGGAGGCCUAAAUUCCUCCGCCAUCUCCUUAUUCUAAUCUGUCAUUCUGAGGGGUCAUUCUGAGUCAUCAGCUGGAGUGUUUCGCGAGUUUCUUGGUCCUCUAUUCCGGCUAAAUCCUUGAGAUGGAUUAUUUGGAGAUUAAGUUCUGUUUUAUUUUUUGAAGCCUAGCUGGCCAAGAGCUAGAAUUUACUAGCAUAUCUGGAUCGCAGAGCUAGAGGAACAGCUUUGGAUUCUGUUUAGUAGACGUGGUAAUGUAAAGUAUCUACUAUGUUAGUGGUGGUUGCAUCUAUGUUUGAGGUGAUGGAAUCACUGUACAAUCAUUGAGUGAAAGUAGUGACUCCGUAAGCAUAUAAUGCACUCUUUGCAUACAAUACAGGCUUCUUCUAAUUUACUUUUUGUAUAACCCGGCCCAGUGGAUUACAGUCUCUUUGUUUUCAUUUCUACAGGAAAGUUCGCCACAGAAAUGUAGUACAGUUUAUUGGUGCAUGCACUAAGCCGCCUAAUUUGUGCAUUGUAACAGGUAUUGUUAAAGGCUAGUGUGUUUUCGAGGCCUAUUACAUCCUCAUUAUCUUGACACUAAUGCACCAUUGCAGUUGAUGCUGAUGAUUGUGCUACUUGGCUUUCUGUUCAUUGUUAGAGUUCAUGUCUAGAGGAAGUGUGUACGAUUUUCUCCACAAACAACGGUGCACGUUUAAACUCCCAGCAUUACUCAGAGUAGCGAUAGAUGUUUCUAAAGGAAUGACCUACUUGCACCAAAAUAACAUUAUCCACCGGGACCUGAAAGCUGCCAACCUAUUAAUGGAUGAAAAUGAGGUAAUAAAUCUUGCUUCGUUUUUCACGUUUUGAUACAUACCAAAAGAUAUGUAUUUAGAUCCGACUUAUGGUUGCCUUAGUGGCAGGGAUCGAGAUUGCUUAUCUCUGUUCCAUGAUCAGAUGUGUUUCCUUUUAUCUAAUGAUCACUUGAAAAUUUAUCUAAAUUGAUUCUUCAGUCUGGUGUUUCCAUUUGUGCCUGUUGCAAACAAUUUCCUACCGAUGCAAAUUUAACUUAUUUCUUAAAGAAGCUUUCUGUUGAUGAGUAUUCAUGCGAAAAUUUGUUGUUGUGAAGAUCCUCACUGUAAUUAGAAUGAAUCGAACGAAUCGCCAAUGGAACGAUUUAUAGAACUUUCGUUGAACGUGAAUUGACAUUUGACUUUCAAAAUAUCGGGAGAAUUUUUUUCUAUCGGAUCAUUUACUUUGUUAUUAUCCAGGUCGAUGCCUGAUUUGCCGAAAAUUUUGUGGUCAGUAACUUUUAUAUACCCUUCAGGGAACAUAUAGCAGGAGUCGGGAAAAACAGAAAACCCCUUUCAGUUUUUUACUUGGUUUGAGUUGUUUUCGUCACACAAAAAUUUCUAAUAAUGUCUGCUCAAUGAUGUAUACGGAAAGUAUUUUACUCAGGGAAGGAAUAAUGUCUUGCUUUUUGAAUAAUCUGGAUAUAGUCACUUCUGCCGAUUCAUCCUGCUGUAUAUUUUUGUUAUUUCUUAUAUAAGGUUGUAUUCAGAUGGGAAAUUUUUUUACCAGAAGAACUGUGUUUAUUUGGGGGGAGUCUUUAGGUUGUCAAAGUUGCUGAUUUUGGAGUUGCAAGAGUUAAAGCUCAAUCUGGAGUUAUGACUGCUGAAACAGGAACAUACCGUUGGAUGGCUCCUGAGGUACAUGAAAGACUCUUAUAUCACAACUAUUUUGAGCUUAUACAGAAUUGCCAUCGAAAAUUUUAGUCUACAUGUUUGAGCCUAAGUCAAUAAGUGUACGUAUAUAACCGCAGUUCAUCUCUUUCUUCCGCUAUGGGGAAUUCUAGUAGGUAUAUGAUGGCAGGUAUGCGAUGAGAAAUUGUCAUGUACACAUGAGCACACCCGUCGCAUGUUAUUUUACAUUUAUUAUAUUAUCUUUGGUCGCCUGUCAUUUCAUGGGUACUGAUUGAAAAAGAAAUCUGUAAUAAUUGAUGAUAUUUAUCUUUGUGCUGCAUCUGGUUUGGACUUCUUGGUAUAGAGGCUUGCUGUUAUCUGAUUUAUAUGUUGAUGAUGACGGCUGCAUACAGUGUAAUAGAAGGAAAUAGGCUGGGGGUUUGAUGUUGUAUGGGGAAAUUUUGGAGAGGAAACAGACGAGGAUGGUGGUGUGGGGAGGUGAGUUAUCUGAGAAAUGAUGUCAUAGGUGUGGGAGGAGAUGGGGCACUGGGUGAGGUAAACAAGGCAAUGAAAUGAAGGGGAUAGAUUUCUUUUCACUCUAGUGAUCUUCCAGAACUUCUUCUUUCCGAAAUAGGAAAUUACAACUCGAUUGUUAUCCAAACUUGCCCUUUUAUUUGAUAAGAUAUCACAUUUGGACAACGACGGUGGUGGCUCUGGAGGUCAACAAUGACUAUGAAUGUCAUACCAAUCAAGCCUGUAUAAACAGAGCAUACUGGCAGAACUUUUCAGCGUGGCCCCUCCUUUUCUGUUGGUGAGGUGGAGAGGACCUUUCUGUUCGUUGAUCUGAAAAGUCUAUUCGACGUUUGUCCUAUUGGUCCGUCGUGAGGCCCAAUGUUUGUUGAUUGUUGAUAAUAAUCAUGUUGAUAAUUUUACGUGUGCGGCCUUCUGGCCCUGAAGCAUUCGACCGAGAAUUUGAAACGCCAUUGAGUGAAAUCAGGAGCACGAAAAUAGUAAAUACUUGUUCUUGUUAUGAGUGAGUGGAGAUAUGAAUUGAAUGGCAUUUGGUUUUCAAGAUAUUGAAGCGACACCUAAUCUACUGGAUCUAGAAUUCGAGACCCUGGCCAUUCCACUUCAGCUGGUUAUAUUCGAAUUUUCGAGACUUUGAGCUAUUGGGCCAUAAAAACUCUGUAUGUACGUACGUACAAGAGACCUAGAUGCAUCUAUCGUAACCUAAAGCUGACGUUGGUAACUAUUUUCGAAACAUAGUUCUAGAUUUUGAUUUUGAUACGGAUGGAAAGGUCAUCUGAACAUUCAGUGAGGAGUCUGGGUAGCUGUCACAUUCAGUGAGGAGUCUCAUUCCAUUACUGCAUUUAUGUUUUUGCUGAAUUAUUUUUUCUUAAAGAGUUUUUGCUUCUAUUCUUGGGUAGGAUGUGAAACGCUUACUUGGGUAGUAUGAAUGCAUCGAGAGGCAAUUUUAUUUAUUCUAUUAAAAUUUAAUUUACCUUUUUAGGAGCCGCCAUUUUUUAUUUGGCACUUUUUAUGUUACUUGUGAUCGCUGAACUCGCAGUGUAACUUCUGAGGUAAUAUUGCAGCCCAACAACAUGUACAGGAUGUUCUGUUAUCUCAAUAUUUUUGUCCCUCCAUCAUUCAAAGACAUAACUUAAUGUUGUUUAUUAUGAAGGUGAUAGAGCACAAACCCUAUGAUCACAAAGCCGAUGUUUUCAGUUUCGGAGUCGUCUUGUGGGAGCUACUUACUGCAAAGGUAGAUAUGAUGCAACCACUACUCCAUUGUAAUCUGCAGAUGCUAUGUUCUUCGCAAAAUAUUUUAUUUCCAAAAGAACGAUCUAUUAAUUAUUUAAAUUCUUAUCAUGUUAGUUGAAACUUAUUCGUGGCAAUAUUCUCAGCUUCCGUACGAGUAUUUGACGCCUCUCCAAGCAGCGGUAGGGGUGGUUCAGAAGGUACAUUCUCCUUGGUCAUUUGUAGUUCAAAUCAUAAAUCGUCAUUCGCGCUUUGUUUUCUCCGCCUUGCUAGCCUAUAGGAGAGUUGUCUUCUUUACGCUAGCCUAUGAUAAUUAUUUCGUUAUAGAAGAAACGAAAAUGGAGAUUCACUGUAAAACUUUAAAAGACCAAAUGAAAAAAAAAACCCGUUGAAAAUGUUAUCAACCAAAAUAUUAUCAGCAGGGUUGGGUUUCUGGCUUGGGUUUCCUCUACCACCGCCAGUAGUAGUGCUCCUCCACUUACAGCACGCUAGCUCUUGGUCAACGUGGAAGGAGGUCGGACUAUUCGACGAGUUAGAUGGGUGGUGUCGGGGCUCGGGUGAUGAGAAUGUAUCAGCGUCAACUGUUGCUCUGUUGCAUAUAUCCUUCUCCGAAUUCCUUUUUCUUUUUCUUUUUCUUCUUUUUUCCUUAAACUUUCUUGGCUCAGGAUCUCGCUUUAUCUGCAAACCUUUUGUCUACCUGGUUUAAAAAAAUAAAUCCGGAGCUCAAAGUUAGCCAAACCAUAAGGGAAAGCUCCGGAGGAAAGCUCAGACAACUUCUCUAUGGGAUAGGAAGAUGUUCGCUUGGGCCAUAUUUGCCAUCUCUGCAGUUUUUUUCCGAGUCAGUAGUCGUCCUUAUUUCCAGGGUCUGAGGCCGACCAUACCGAAGAACACCGACCCGCGGUUGACAGAGCUCCUGGAACGAUGCUGGCGGCAGGACCCCAACCAGAGGCCGGAUUUCUCGCAAAUACUGGAGAUACUGCAGAAUAUUGCGAGGGAGGUAAUGGUGCACCAUACCCUAGCAUAAAAAUCUGCUAGCCUCGGAUUCUUCCCUCAUUUUGACUACUCAGCAGGUGGGAGACGAAUCCGAGGACCGCCGCAAGGAGAGGUCAACUGGCAGAUUCCUCUCGGUCCUCAGGCGGGGCCAUUGA